AUGGCAUUAUCAUCUUGCCGAGCUAGUAAUUCUUUGAGAUCGAACUUUGCUUUGAAGUGUCUGGUCAGUGGUACACAUUUGGUUCCUUGGGGAUCUUCUGUGCGUGGUUUAAGCACUUUGUUUACUCAAGGAAAAAAAGCAAACCAAGUAUGGGAUGGCGCAUCAUGUUUUUUCUUCACAAAUGAUCGUUACUUUUCAAGCCCUAUGACAAGGGAACGAACUGUUCAAAGGUUCAAUAUCAAAAGAUAUUUGCACAAUGAAGCAGAUAAGGGGAAUGACGAUCAUAAAAGUGAUCCUUCGAAAUUUAAUUCAGAGGGUCGAAGAGUAUUCAGUGAUGAAGAAGCAAAGCAAUUGUAUCAGAAAUUGAAGGUCAUCUGGUACGAUAAUUCACUUAAUGAAUAUCACAAGAAUCUAAAGAUUACGGAGUUAUUUAUUAACUAUGGUAUCGAAGGUGUAGCUUCGCCUUCUGCUUCUAAGGUCGUUAGUGUGAUACUGUCAGAUCCUGAUAGCAAAAACCCCGGACAAAAAUUUGAAAAUGUUCAGAAGUUCCACCAAAAUUUGGUGGAUUUCUUUUUGAUGCAACAUCAGAAUAUCAAGCCUGCUAGAGAUGAGAAAUUCAACUCUUCUCAAAAGACAUCUGGUGGAGAUAAGAACAAUGGUGGAUUCAAUAACAACAUGAAGAUGUUUAAUGGACAGGUUAACUUUCAAUGGUUUUUGAUCUGGCUUUCUACGGGUAUCAUUCUGUUGUAUAUGCUUGGUUCAGAUUCGUUUGAAAAAGAGAUUACUUGGCAAGAUUUUCGAACCUCUCUUCUUGACAAAGGUUACGUUGAAAAGUUGAUUGUGAUCAAUAGCAACAGGGUCCGUGUUGUUCUCAAUGAUAAGGGCAGGAGCCAACCAAUGGGAGCAAAUGCGGAAUAUUAUUUCACGAUAAGUUCUGUGAGAACUUUUGAGGAGCGUCUCAAGAAAGCUCAAGAUGAAAAUAAGGUGCCUGAUAACGUGCGCAUUCCUGUGAGCUAUGUUCACAGCACUCCUAUCGGGAAAACACUUUGGAGUUUGUUGCCGACUGUAAUUCUUUUUGCUUUCAUCUUCUGGUCAACUUCAAAGAUUCUGAAGAGCGGACGUGGUCUGGGAGCAGGAAUGUUUGGGAAACAGAAGAAGUUCAAAAAAUUCAAUGCGGAGAAAAAUGUCAAAAUCAGCUUCAGUGAUGUCGCUGGUUGUGAUGAGGCAAAGGAAGAAAUUUUGGAAUUUGUCAACUUCUUAAAGGAUCCACAAAGAUAUGAAAGAUUGGGAGCUAAAAUACCACGUGGUGCCAUAUUAUGCGGACCACCAGGUACGGGUAAAACGUUAUUAGCACGUGCAACAGCAGGUGAAGCCAAGGUUCCGUUCUAUUCUGUUUCAGGAUCUGAAUUUGUCGAAAUGUUUGUCGGUGUUGGUGCUUCGAGAGUUCGUGAGUUAUUCACCACGGCAAGAGAGAAUGCUCCAUCUAUCGUUUUCGUUGAUGAAAUUGACGCUAUUGGUAAGUCCAGAUCUAAGGGUAAAGCAUCUGGUGGAAAUGAUGAGCGUGAAAACACCUUGAACCAAUUACUUGUUGAAAUGGAUGGAUUUUCAUCCAGUGAUUAUGUCGUGGUUCUUGCGGGAACUAAUAGAGUCGAUGUCCUAGAUCCAGCAUUGCUUAGACCAGGAAGAUUUGACAGAAAGGUUUAUCUUAGUAACCCAGAAUUGGAAGGAAGAAAGGCUAUUUUCGGCGUGCACAUGAAGAAAAUCAAGCUCUCUCCUGACUGUGAUCUAGAAGAUUUAAAGGGACGCUUGGCCACUCUUACUCCUGGAUUCUCCGGAGCCGAUAUUGCUAAUGUUUGCAAUGAGGCCGCUUUAGGUGCGGCAAGACAAAAUGAGGAUUGUGUUAAACUUCAUGACUUUGAGCAAGCCAUUGAACGUGUUAUAGCUGGAUUGGAGAAGAAGAGUAAAGUCUUGUCGCCUGAUGAAAAGAAGGUUGUCGCCUAUCAUGAGGCUGGACAUGCGAUUGUUGGUUGGUUCACAAAAUAUGCAGAUCCUCUUCUAAAGGUUUCUAUAGUUCCGAGAGGGCAGAGUGCUUUGGGUUAUGCUCAAUAUCUUCCUCCGGACAUUUAUCUUUAUUCAACAGAUAAAUUAAUGGAUCAAAUGACUAUGGCAUUGGGAGGAAGAGUUAGUGAGGAGCUUCAUUUUGAUUCCGUCACGUCAGGUGCUUCGAACGAUUUUGAGAAGGUGACUAAUAUUGCUCAAAGAAUGGUUAUGGCGUGUGGUCUUUCCCCUAAAGUUGGUCUUAUUUCUUACAACAUUGAUAGGGGUACAGAUAUGACAAAACCAUUUAGUGACAAAACCGCCGCUCUUAUUGAUUCUGAAGUCCAUCGUAUUGUUGAUGAGUGCUAUUCUAGAUGUAAGAAACUUUUAAGUGAGAAGUCUAAGGAAGUUGAGCUUGUUGCUCAGUAUUUAUUAAAAAAGGAAGUGAUUACGCGGGAAGAUAUGGUCAGAUUGUUAGGCAAAAGACCAUUUCCUGAUCAAAAUGAUGCAUUCGACAAAUAUAUUAAAAGUAAAGAGGAGAGAGAAUUGGAGAAAAAGGACGCUAAUGGGAAGGAUGGAAAAAAUUCGGAUUCUUCUCAACCCAAAGAUAAAGGUCAUACAGUGGAGAAGGGAAAAGAGGAAGAUGAUCAUAAAAAUGAUAGCAAUGAAGGUCCAAAAGAUGACUAA
Messenger RNA from Brettanomyces bruxellensis, 2724 nucleotides. It is a transcript of the gene YTA12, whose product is annotated as Mitochondrial inner membrane m-AAA protease component. Gene Ontology annotation, cellular component: m-AAA complex; membrane. Gene Ontology annotation, molecular function: metalloendopeptidase activity; zinc ion binding; ATP-dependent peptidase activity. The transcript has a single exon. Bases 1 to 2724 code for a protein of 907 amino acids. NCBI's taxonomy places the organism in Eukaryota, Fungi, Ascomycota, Pichiomycetes, Pichiales, Pichiaceae. The record is from RefSeq and is a predicted model, not a curated record. Gene Ontology annotation, biological process: mitochondrial protein processing; protein-containing complex assembly.